Molecule: messenger RNA, 13359 nt
Organism: Cladocopium goreaui
Lineage: Eukaryota; Dinophyceae; Suessiales; Symbiodiniaceae
Source: the annotation of a GenBank genome assembly
AUGCGCUGGAUUCGCAUCAGAAGGUACUGCACUUGCCUGGCGGCAUUGCUUGGCCUCACUUCGGCCACCCUUCCGACUGCUCCGACUGCCCCGGCUUCAGCUUCUUCAGCAGCUUCCGCGCCUUCACGGGGGCUGCAGAUCUUCGAUCCAUUUGUAACGUCCACACUUCCAGUAGGGACUGGCAUCAGUGUUCAACUUCCAGGAAGUAAAACAGCUUCUGGAGUUGACAGUGGCCAGCUAGACCUGCUGGUGGGCGAAGUUCUCUUGGGUAUCUCGUUGAGCCUUCCUCAAGGAUAUUUCUUUAAUGUUGAUCAAGCGCGUGUGCGCAUUGUUUUUGCUUAUCUCACCCAGUCAGAAGCUCGAAGUGGUGAAUGUGCGCCCGAUCAACUCGGACCUGUGAGCAAUCAGGUGGUGCAAUCUCCGCUUUCAGCACGCUUCGGCGCAGCUGCAGAACAAGCACUUGGAACUACCACAGUAAAUGUGAACCUGGCAGAUGGUGUCACAUUCAUCAAAGGAGGAGACUAUCGUCUUUGCUUUAGUGAUGAUGGAUCCUUCGCAGCAGGUCAUGCCGAUCUGUUGAAUGUUCUCAUUCGAGUUGACGCCUUUGUGACAACUCGUCUUCCAGCUGGUAGCGGUGUUACCUUCGUCUUCAGCGACGGUGAGGAACAAAGUGCCAAUGAUGGAGAGAAUAUCACAGUGAGCGCUGGCGAGCCAAUUGUCCGCAUCUCUUUGCAGCUACCGGUACUUUCCAUUUUUGAUGCCAGCAAUGUUCGGCUGAAAGCCAUCAAUGCUUCAGUUACCAGACAGGAGGUUUUGGACGGAGCCUGUGCUCCCGGGACUUUAUUGGAGCUCAAUACGCAGGUGUUGGACUCACCACUCUCUGAUUCCUUUGGUGUUGAAACCCUUCACUCCAAGGGUACAUAUGUGGCCAACACUUCAUGGGCACUGCCUGUUCGCUUUAACUCUGCGGGACGAGUUCGGCUGUGCUACUCGGAUGAUGGCAGUUUUUCGACUGGCCAUGUGGAUCUCAUCAGCGUGGUCGUCACAGCGGAAGGGAUUUUCAGUUGCGAGGAAGUCGGCUGUUUGGCAGCGCGCACCUUCCGCUGCCAUGCUUUGCUUGGAAUCCCAUCAGCACUGGGGAGCUGCGAAGUGCCAAUCUUGGGAGUCUUGGGAUCUUUUGGCUACAUUUCCUGGUCAGAAAGAAUAGAUGGCGUCUACAGCGGAAAUGGGGAGCCUCUUCCAUUCCACGUGCCCCUUUGCUCGGCUUCGGUGGCUGACCCCAAUGCAUUUUGUGUGGCGGAUUGCGAAGGUAACCGAUCCUUUUCAUUGAACUCUGCGGUCAGUGUAGUAAUGCCUCCGACGGCACCCUUGCCUAUCGCCCGUGAAGCUCGGACCACUGCUGUGUGCUACUGUACUGGGCUGAACGGAUGUGACAUGGAGACAGGCCGAAGGAAUUUUUUCCAGCCGCUUGGGCUGGUGCAACUCUUCACUGCAUCAGUGAUGCCCAUUGGUGAGUUUGCAUGUGCAACUUCGUCCUCCGGAAUUUUGGCCUCCAUCCCCUUUGGCGCUUGUGUCUUUUGUCCAGCUGGAGGAUGUCCCUUUGAGGGAGCUUCCCGCAUUCUGUUCACGCGGCAGCCAGCCCCAUGGAAUGCCCAAGCAUUCCCAGCCUGGCAUCCGCAGCACCGUUGCCGCGAUGCUGUGCACGAAGCGUUUCUCUUGCCCGAAGCAUCCAUUGCAGCACUACUCGAUGGUGGGCCCCGAAGUGAUUUGAAACGCUUUCGCCCCACUGAGGGAUACACCCUCCCGAACUGGCCCACUUUUGUACCACGGGGAAAUUGGCUGGACAUUUGCUUCAACCCUGAUGUCAACAGUAAUGAAACCGAUUGGUUCAAGGUGGGCGAGGUGGCCGUCCUUGACGCCUCACUUGGUUCAUCAUCAACUGUGCCCAGCUAUAUUGGGUCGACUCCACCCAAACAGGUGGGUCAAGUCGGGCAGAUUUCCAUGUCCAGGUCACUUCUUCCAUAUCGAAAUCCCGAAAAUGUGGUGGGGCUGACCACAGGAGGAGGUAUCCGUUUGGCCGAAUUUGUGAUCACUGAGGAUAGCUCUACCAGAGAAGCCUGUGAAAAAAGUCGGCCCUUGCAAGUCACUGGUUUGACCCGCGCCAAUGCAUCGGAAUACUCUGGUACAGUUCGUGGAGAUGUGGUUGUCUUUGAUGGUGGCGUUCUUGGCAAGAGUAUCUCCUUUCCCACAGUGGGCACUGCAGUGGUUUGCUACUGUCCCAACUUGGGAGGUUUGGAUGAAUUUGGGGAACAGACGUGCCUGGGAAGUCCAUACUGGGUUCCUGUCGGUGCCAUCGUGAUCGCCGGGCCCUUGCCAAAUCAAUACUGGCUACUACCAACCUUGAAGACUUUCCGCUUCGAGUAUUUGGGACUGAACUUGGAGGAUGGUGACAUGCUCCGCCUGAUUCUGGAAAGUGGGAGUUGUACCGCUUUCACAGCACCGGAGCGCUUGUGCUUGCGAACCAAUGAAGAUCCACUGAAUGGACACCCUUUGUGUGAGAGUACUCUACUCACUGCGAAUACAGGGCUUAUGCAGACUACCACCUUGGCCGAUUCGCGGGUUCGUUGUGAUGAGCUGAACGAAAACUGUGGAUCUGUCCCUUUGCGAUCGGUGGAGACUACGUCCACUGGCCUAAGACUCACGUUCGCAGGAACCACAUCUUCUGGUGGUGGCUUAGGAGAACUUGGUCUCCGCACGGGGGAUACUAUCAUCCUGGGCGCGGGAGUGCAAUGUGGAGGCAACUGCUCGCAGCCGAUGCUGGACAUGGCCAAAGGCUUCCUUGGUUUCCAAGGCCUUGAGAGCUAUUUGCCCUUGGAUGAUGAUGCACCAAUCACUGCUGUCGACGUUGUGGGCUCUCGAAGCGGAACCUACACAGGCACCGUGCAGAGCAUUGCCGGAAAGUGGGGCAGCUACGGCACCAGGUUCAGCACUGGAGCCUCUCUCAGUUUGCCAGAUGGUGCACCUAUGGAAGUCUCGCAGGCUUGGAGCCUGGUGCUAUGGCUCCGCACUGAGAAAGCCGGAUGGUACACCAUUUGUGGUGUGGCAGAUGCGAACGGAGUCUUGGAAGAUGCCGAAGUUGAGAUAGGCCUGGCUACAGCUCCCUGGCUGGAUGGUGCUCCCUUUCUACACCAACAAAAUGGACCCGGUGCAGAUGCCCAGGCCAUGGCUGGUGGAGUGGUGACACCUGGAGAAUGGACGCAUGUGGCAGUGGUUUAUGGUGGCAGUAUGAGUGGCACUCUUCGCUUCUAUGUGGAUGGCAUCCUGUCCUACGAACGUCUCGGAGUGGCUUUGAAUAUGGCAUCCCUGCCCCUUCAGUGUGCUGGCCGUGUGUCAGCAUCACCACCUUCAGGUACAGCAUCGGAUGGAUAUCUGGACUUGGACGAGAUCAGGUGGUACAAUGUGCCUUUGACAUCAGAGGAUGUUGGAGCACUUUUCAAUGCGACUGAUGGGGGUGUGGCCGAUGCCCAGCAAGCUCCUGGAGCCCCUAUUGGAAUUGCAGUGGAAGCUACUGAUGAUCCUGCUGUCUUCAACGUCGCGACGGGAAGCUUUGCCACGGCGCCGGUUCCUCCAGAGUUCAAUGUCGAUGCCACUGGGGGUCAGUGGAGAAGGGGCAACCGAGGUGUCAUCCGUGGUGAACUGAUGUCCAGCUACGAACGACGCUUGAAAGUCUGCUGGGAGCGUGGAGGAAGAGCAGCAGACGCUGGGGUGGUGGAAUUUGUGGCCCAGAGCAGUAUGACGGAGCUGGGUAUUUGGCCAACGCAGCGGGAGUGGUCAAAGUCUUCUCCCUUCAUUCUCACCUUCAAGACAGGCAAGGCUGAUUCCCAAGGUCUUCGCUACACAAAGGCUGAGGGGCACAUGAGCCUCACAAUCACCUAUUUGAACCAGGCCGCGAUCCGCCACAUGGGCAGUAGUGCACAAGGGCCCUUCGUGAGCUCUUUCAACCUGGAAAGUGACGAGCGGCACGAGGCCAGCCAGAGUGUCUGUGGGAUCAUCUUCCGAGAACUGUGGAGCAGUGAUCCAGCGCGUGGCUUUCCACUGCCCUAUGGUUGCUUCUAUCGGAGCCUCACCACCGACAUGCGCGAGAUCACAGUGAUCUUCGAAAAGCGCAAUGGCCUCUCACCUGACACGAACCAAGGACAGUGGACCGGGGUCGCGAUGGCGGGCCACGACCACGAGCUGACAGAGCUCUUGGGCCUUUUGCAGGACCAGAAACCGGAAGUGAGACGACUUGCAGCAGAAGCCGUGCUAAGCCAAACGGAGGACACCGACUUCUUGGAUUUCUGCAAGCGCGAGCCACGGAAAUGCGCCCGGCCGCUGUUGCGCUUGGCGGAGAAGGCGGAGCUCGACAGCGCGGAGGCCGUGGCCAAAGGCGGAUACGGCGGCAGGGGCAGUUCGGAGAAAAGUGAGAAGAUUGCAGCAGCUCAAGCAAUGAGCACAUUGGCAGCGGGGGUUGCCUCCUUGAAGUCCUUGGUCAACCUGUCUGCAGUGCCCGCACUCGCAGAGGAGCUGGUGGCCCUGAAUGCCCCAAAGCGGCUGACCGAAGCCUUGCGCGCUGGCUGGUUGGAAGGUCGAGCGGAGAUGGCGCAUUGGUACGCCAUGCUGUUGGCCAACGUCUCCACCUCCAAAAAGGGUCAGGAGGCGCUCUGUGGCGAUGAAGGCAUGCUGAAGUUCCUGGUCGCAGCAUAUCUGACGAAGCCACGACUUCCGCCCCGAGAUGGCUACGAGGAUCCUCUGCUAUGGCUUGGGGCCAUCUUGGUGAAUGUCCUGGUCUUGCCAGAAGGUCGCAAACUCUUGGCAGCCAAAAGUCAGGAGUUGGAGAUGUUGUUCAGGGAGAUGUCGGAUCGGGCCCGUCGAGCUGAUAUGGUCAGUGCCGCGAAGAACGUGUGCUUAGACAUGGAAUGCCAUGAAGUCGUUACCGAGACCGACCUGAUGCUUCACAUGGCCAGGUUCCUUUGUCCAUGGGAGAAGAUGGAUGCGGAGUCGCGUGCUGCGCUUCCGGGUGCUCUCCGAGAAUCUCUGGAGAAGGAGGGUGCGACCCUCACAGGUGACUUGGCGGUACGUUCGGCUGCUGCUGCGUGCGGCAUGGGCCUUUGCCGUUCGCUCAAGGGACGUGAGUAUCUUCGCAGCUUUGUGCAGGUCUUUCGUUCGUGGAUGCAAGAGGAAACCGACGCCACCGUCAAGGAUCAGCUGGACGUGAUCAUGCCGGCUGUCCUGCUGUCUGAAGAUGAAUUGAAAGUUGAGCAGGAGAAGUUAGCGGAGCAAAACUCACAAGUGGCAAAACAUCCUGUGACACCAACAUUUUUAAAGAAGUGCUGCUCAGAGUUUCAUCCCCUGCGCCAGUUGUUCUUCAUCAGCUCCAAUGAUGACCAUGAAGGCUACAGAUACACAGCUCUGGAGGUGGGCCACGUCUUCAGUUCGCAGGACAUGCUGUAUCAACUUGGUGCCGGAAACAAUGACCCGCAGUUUGCACCUGAUAUCGGACUUGAUAUUGUUGGUGGUGAUGAGACCACCAAUUUGGUGACGCUGCAAGACGGAUCCACCCGGCUGCAACUGCAAAUGAUGGGCGGCCAGUAUUCCACGGCGAAGAUUUCACGAGGAAACUUGCUGAGCGUGUGGGUUGAGCCGUUGACUGCUUGGCAACUGCCAACCAGCUGCGGGGAUCAAACGGACUUGAGUGUGGCGGCUGGCAGUAUCCGCAUCCAUUGCUUUGUGAUCUUGGGCACCUUCCGGCGCUGUGGAGAAGUGGCGAGGUGUUCAGGGAAGCCGGUUGUUCCUUUCGCCACACAGGUCCCACAGAUUGAAAUUGAAAUGCCGCCCAACAUGAACGACCUCUUUGGACCGUUGAUCUACGAGAUGGACAUCUAUAGUUUCCGCCUUCCCGCACAGGGCGCGUUGCCGCACAGACUCAUGGUGCAGAUCAUGAAGGAUGAUGCAACGAAGCCACACUUCAGGGUGGCCACUGGACGCUUCUACAAUGCGCCCACUCGGGAGUUUGCAACGAUUGGCCGCGUGCUUACCAGCCCACAGAACGGCUUGGAGCCCUUCGAGGGUGUUCAAAGCCAUGUGCUCUAUGUGAUGUUGCAGAUGGCUGUGCCACUGCGUGGCUUUGACCGUACUCGGCCACCGCCGGACGUUCGACCCAAUUCCUACUUUGUCAUCCAAGCUCCGCCAGGAUUCCGGAUGCUGGAAGCAGUUCCAAUCGUCCACGAAGGUGCGGGCCUGGGCAAGGUGACUUUGUCACCUGAUGGUGAUGCAGCAUCCCGUCUCAACGACACGAUUCAGCCAGCGCCCACUGGCUUUGGUACGCCUGAUCUUGGUGGCUGGAGCUUUUUGGGAGGUGAAGCAACGUACAAGCUACUGGAUCGAAGCCUUAUCCCGGCGAUGACAUCCCUGGUGAUGGGCUUGCGGGUCUAUCCUGGCAACACGAGCUUGCCCAUCACAAAUACGCUGAAUCUCUGGUCCGUGCAGGUCUUUUCUCCAGGCGAUCACAAUGAGACUAUUGUGAAUUUCACUGCCAAAUUUUAUCGAACGGGUUUGGGAGGUGUCCCGGUACUUGGAAGGCUGCAAAACGCUUUGAUACAACCUGUGGAUCCCAUGGUGUCCCGGGACGUUCCUACCAUUCAGCCGUUGUCCAUCUUCUUCAAGGCUGUGGAAGACGUGCCUGCUGGCGGCUCCAUCGAUGUUGAGGCUUCCCGUGUCUUUGACUUCGGAGAGCAAUGUGGAGCAGUUGACCUGGAUGAUGGGUACUAUGUGACAGGCCCUGUCCCAGCAGUUCAUCGACUACCUCGCAUUGUCAGCUGCACCAGCUAUCGCGAUAGUGGUCAGACUGCUGGUCCGUACAACAUUGCCCGCAUCUUUGUGGAGGGACCGUUGAAAGGCAUCAACAUCUACGGCUUCUCCAUCUCUGUGCGAAAUCCCACGUUACAGGAGGUGUCACAGAUCCUGUCGAUGACUGACCCAUGGUCAGAUGUGGAUUGGAAUCUGACGACUCGUGGACCCGAAGGAUCCCCGGUCUGUGCCACCUAUGGUGGUGCCCCUGGAGCUCCGGAUGGGACUGGAUCCUGGCGCUUGGUGAACAAGUCGAUUCCUCCAAAGGCCUCCGUCAGUGAAGCCUUGGCCACAAACGGGCCGGCAGUAGCAGUGACCCUGACGAAUUGGCUGCCCUUUGCUUUGACCCAAGUGGCCUCACAUGCAACGAUGGUCUUUAUGUUGGAUGUCGACUUCUCUGGAUUCCUGGAGAUCUCAGCACCUGUCGGCUUCGAAUGGCUGUCAGCUCUGGUUACCUCCCAGCCUCAAGCGCCUUACAACGAAACCCAUAGCUUCGAAGACCUUCCGCAGGUGAGUCCAAGUUCGCAAGGUGCCAUGCUUCAGUUCAUCGAAGGGCAGUACCGUGCUGGUGUUCGCUAUGGAUUCCAGGCACCUCUUUAUGUGCCGGAUGUGGGUCCAGUGACGAGCUUGUCUGCGUUCUACAUUAGUCUCCUGGUGGCCAAUCCACUAGGUCCCGCACUUCCAGAGGGAAUCAGUUCAGUGGUCUUUGCAGAGCCCGUCCGCGCCAUCGUUGAUUCCAUGGCACGGUCAUCCAAUAAGCUGCCUGGAACGACUGCGGAACUCAUGCUGAAGCUACGGAUUGCCACUGCGGUGCCGGACCCAUCCUACCUUCAAAUCACCAUGCCGCCCGGGUAUGGUCCACUUCCCAGUGGAGAUUGUGGUAAGAGGCCCUGGCCUGGUCAGUUGGAUUUCAGUGGCAUGGAACCAUUGGAGAUGGCGACAUGUGGCUUCCAGCGAUCCGUUGGGGCAAUCAGCUACCUUGGCCAACAGUACGACGUCUUCCACAUCAUAAUUCGACCCACAAUGCCACUGAUGCCUGGGUUCCUCCAGUUUCGAAUGGAUAUCACGAAUCCUCCGGCCGAGCUUUCUGCCUUCUAUACCGAAAACGAGCCUGCACCAGGGGCACGAAUUUGUGGACCCGCAUGCUGGAGUUUUUCCACCAUGAUGUCAGAUGGAUUGCUCAUCGACGCUCCUCAGACCGUGCCCAGUGAGCCACCCCCUUCCGAGAUGGCAUUGGGAGAGAUUAUGGCCAUUUGGCCGGCUGGGCGAAAUGAUCGACCGAGCAAAAGCAGCCGGCUCAUCUUCCGCUUCAGCUUGGGCAUUGGUGGCCCCUUCAACACCGGGGACCCCAUGCCUGCCGGGCAGAUGGAGCUGGUGGGUCCUCCGGGGACGGUGAUCCCAACCCGUUGCUAUCACCUGGUGGAGACACGAGUGGUGAACCUUUUUGGAAGCAUCUUCAACGCCUCACAACUGGGAGUGGAUGUUUGGGAUCCAAACAGUCCAGUGACUGGAUGUGAAGGCAAUGGUGAAACGGCAUUGAUCUCCUUGUCUCCCGGUCUCAUCGCCUCCAAUACCUACGCGUUUCGCAUCGACAUCGUGAACCCUCCGAGUCAGACGAGUUCCAACUUCUGGACCAUGACUUUGUUGGAUCACUUCGCCAAACCCAUCCCAUCCUUCCCCCUGUGGGCCUUCCCCGAAAUCUCCGUGUCGACCUUCGCGCGGAACUCGGCGCCCUCCUGCUACCUGGGCGAUUGCGUGGGCGCCGGGGGCAUUGCCAUCCCGAUUCAGCUUCGAUUGCGGACGCAGAACACUGUGAAUACCGGAGGCGAGCUACGGAUCCUGGCUCCGCUGGAGUUUGGAUUCGACCCAGAUCCAGAUGCUCCAUUGAUUCAAGGCGACAAGCAGACCAGGUGUUUGAUCAACGAAUAUGAGAACUUUGAUCUCUCGUCCUUGCCCUACACCUGGCGAAUGGCCGAAAGAUAUUGCUUGAUCGCUGACAGAGGAAAUCCGCUGGAUGGAUCUGGAACAGGGGACACCAGGACUGUCCGUGUCAUCACGCGCUACCAGCAGAAUCCCUUUGACUUGCGACCACCCAAGACCUUCCACCCGAACGCCACCUUCGUGUUGUACUUCUGGAUGCAUCCACCCAAUACCUUUCGGCCAUCAGAGGCGUGGCACCUGGAAUCCUUCAGUCCCGGUGGGGAAGAGUUGGACAUUGGAACCGCCAUGGGAUGGGAGGUGAUUCGCGUGAUGAAUCUCUUUGCGCAUAGCAAUACAGGAGGGGUGAACCAAUAUACACAGACCAUCUCUCCAGCAGUGACACAAGGACUUGCCAUCAUCCCAAACUUUGUCAUCGAUUUUGUGCUGCCUGCCAACGGUUGGUUGGCAGACAAGUUGGUCCUGACAGCACCGAAGAACUUUGAGAUGCAGCUGCCUUUCAUGGAUGCCAAUGCGCCUGGCUCGUGCAUCGAUCGGACGCUGCUUCUGCCGCUGGGGGUCGCCGUCUUGGAGCCUGAAGCGACCCGUUCAGCCAUCUGCAUGGCCGAGGUCAGGGGAUUUGUGCCGACUGCUGUGGGUGGCCUCAAUGAUGGGCGAACAGCAGCAAAAGGCAUCAACAGCACUGUUGCUGUUUCCCCACAGCCCAAAAUGGUGGGCCGCCGGGGCCCGGGUGGGCCAGCUGAGUGGCGUGUGGGAAAGCUGCGACAUGCGGCGUUGCGCGGUGCCCAGGAGGUGUUGGAGGAUGAGUUGGCUGUGGGAUUGCAACCCAUCAGCCACCACUGUGCCUUACUGCUGGGUCAUGGUGCACGUCCCUGGGGCCCCGACAGUGGAGACUGGGAGACCAAGUGGUCGGAAUGGUGGUCGGCUGAAAUCCAGGAUGCGGUGGGUGGGCAGAUCCGUACUCUGCCUCUGGUGAUGUGUCAAGAACCGGUCCCAGUUCCCAAUGCCGUUGAGACCGCCAGCGGCUUCAAAGUGGUCCCCGCACCAGAGGAACUGGUUCGCCUGGAGGGCCACCAUUGGGCUACACAUUGGGCCAAAGGACGUGGCAGCGUUUACCGCCUGGAUCGCUUUGGCCGGCGCGGUGAAGGGGUUCUCGUCCCUGAGUUCUGUCGCCUGGAGGAGCCAAAGUCGAGGCUCCGCAUCCAGGUUGGCACAGAGACAACGGAAGUCUCUUGGCUUGCUGAAGGCCUACAUAAGUUGGCGGCAUCAGUGAAUCGGUGUAGAAAGAUCCCGGUGACAGAGCUGAUUCAACAUAUCCAGAGUUGCCAGAGCCUGACCCUGAUGGUCCCCGUGACCUGCUUGGCUUUCAAGACUCCGGCCUCGAUCAAAGAAUUCAGCCGCCGCGCAGCUCGACGCUUUCCCUUCUACAUCGACUCGAUUGAAAUGGGCGCUAGGUUGCAGAUCUCUGUAGUUCCACCGCUCAACACCCGCUCUGGGGAACCUGACUGCCUGGAUGUGGAGGAGUUGGAGCGGACGGUUGGUGCACAGUUUUUUCCGCUGAAUGACCUGAAGGGCCUGCUGUGCAUUCGGCGCUUCGGAGGACCUCCUCUGCAGAUCGCUUCGCUCGGAAAUCAGCUGAAGGACAUUUGUGAGUACUUGGCCGUGAGCUGGGUAGAUUCCCUCUUUGCCGCCCCAACGACCUGGGCGCGUCUCUUCGUCCGCGUAGAGCCUUGCGGCGCUUUGGAGGCAAGUUUGGGCCAUCUCCCUGGCCGUGGACAUUUCACUAAAGAAAUCUAUGCUCAGCACUGCGGUUGUGGUGAAGCAGCCGUCGGCUCCGAAGUCUUAGAGGAGACCAUGGAAACUAUUCCAGUCUGCCGAGACUGCGGGGCCUUCGUUCCUGGCUCAGAGGGUUUCUUCUCCAAGAAGGGCCUUGCGCAGCACAUGUCACGACCACCGGAGGAACUGAUUGGAUCCUUCGACAGUCAGUUGGAUGACACCUUGCAAGGUGCAGAUGGCAAUGACAUGAUCAGCUGGGCGGACGCCACGGUGCCAGAGGAUUGCGCCGUAUUGGCCGCAGGGGGCAUGCUUUCUUUGAAGCCACCCAAGCGUGGUUGGCCGGAAGAAGUGAGAGCCGAGCUCCAUAGACAGCUUCAGAUGAUCAUUGGCUGCCCAGGAGAUUCCUUACACAUCACCAUGACCUCCACUGAGGCGGAUACUCCCAAUUUGAUGGUGACAUUUGUGAUGAUCCACCCAGCAGUUCUUCAAGCAGGUCGAGCGAGGAUGGAGUUGGGCAAUGCGGAUCCCAAGGUCCCAUUGCUGUGGUACCAGAAUCUGGCAAAACAGCUGAAACGGCUGGCAGAGAAUCAAGCCGUGAGGAGUCAAUGGACCAAAACCGUGGAGGAUCGAGCCGUUCCAUUGCUGUUUAUCAGUGAUACCCAGCGGGUGGUCUUGCCCUGCAGCCUCUUCUUGCUGAAGAAUGAAAAGCUUUGGCCGAAACUUGAAGCUGAAAGGGAGGGCUCAAGGAGGGCAUCGUCCAUUCCAGGUGAGGUGGGUCUGUGCAUUGACCUCAUCCGCGAACGCAUGGCGCCCAAAGAUGGUAUUGAAAGGGGAAGAAGACAAAGCCUGGACGUGCAACGUCGAAAGUCGGUGCAACAGCGCCGUGCCACAGUGGCCGAGCUCUGUGGAACGGAGGGAAUGAAAAUCCAAGAGGUGGACCUGUCGCUCCUGCGAAAACUCUCGGAAGAUGCCAACCGACGGCACUCACUUGCGCAGGAUGCUGCGGACAAGGCCCAGCGUGCCGCAGCCUUCGAGGCCCACGCCGAUGCUGCCGACGCGGCCGACGCGGCCAGUUCCAGCGCGGCGUCCUCCGCGUCGUCGGCCUCCGAGGCCUCCGAGGUAAAAGACAGCCAAGGAUUGAGUGCAGAGCCGGCCACCGAUCCAGAAACAGCAGCGAUUUCCGAGCUGGAGCCAAUUGCUGGUCCUGCCCCAGAGGCCGAGCCUGAGCCUUCACCAGCGAUCAUCACAGCAGAUCCAGAUCCCGCGCCACAAGCGCCAAAAGCUGUACAAAUUCUUCAGGAUCCAGUGGUUUCGGCAGUCUUGAGGUUUAAACCUUCUCUGGAACAAUUAGCUCUCAGACUGCGCGAUUUGGUGUCUCAGGCUGCGUGUGAAGGGCAAGCCCAGCGGGUGGAGAACCUGCUGACCCGAUGGGGUGGGCCAGAUCAAGCAUUUGCCAUCGCGGGUCGGAGCUCGGAUUUUGGCGGACAAAGCUCUUUGGACCUCUCCGUGAAGGCUUGCAACUACCACGUGACGCAUGUCCUCUUGAAGCACUUGCCAACCGCAUCCACUGAUGAACUGGUAAGCAUCUUGAAUGGGCACAACCCGGUCACUGGCCACAGCCUUCUUUAUGCAGCUGUGCGCUACUCCAAUAGGCACACAGCUUUCGUAGUGCAAGAAUUGAUUCGGAGAAGAGCAGACGUCAAUGGACCUGGAAGUACUCCAUCCACAACCAGCGAACGGGCGCUCGUGCAUUGCGUCCGGCGGGCAGACAUAGCUUUGAUUCAAACGCUACUUGACCAUAGUGCUUUUGUCAACGUUGUGGCUGACGACGGCAAGACGUUGCUACAGACUGCCGUUGGCCGCGGUGACGCAUCAAUCUUAGGCUGUCUGCUUAGCAACCGCUGCAACGUGAACAUGUUGGAUCGGUUUCAGCGAUCGGCGCUGGUCAGUGCCUUGCGGCAGGAUAGACAUCCUUUUGUUUUAGUUCAGAUGCUGCUGGAUGCCUCCUGCAGUGCCUGCUCUGUGGAUGUGGAUGGUAUGCAGCCAUUAGCCCAUGCUGUUGGCCUGCAGGAUCCCCAUAUUUAUCGAUCGCUUUUGCUUGGACGAGCAGAUCCCAAUGCUGUUGCAGUACCUGUAACUGACAAGCAGACGUACAUGUUGCAUUUCGCCGCCAAAGCGCGGGAUGAGGUCAUGGUUGCAUGCCUACUGGAAGCUGAAGCAGAUCCAAAUCUAAAGGCGAAAAAUGACCGAACAGUCCUUCAUUUGGCUGUUGGUCUUCAGCUAUCAGAAGAGAUUGUGAGCUUGAUCUUGGAAAAACGAGCCGAUCCCAAUGCCAGUGCUGGCCUGCGUGCUGGAGGUGAGACCCCUCUGCGCAUGGCCGUUCUGGCUGACAACCCAUCUGUAAAGCUCUUGCUGUGUGCCAGAGCUGAUCCGAACAUCUGCAACCAGGCAGGAUGUUCAGCUUUGUUCGCUGCCAGCCUUCCAGGAAUGGGUUCUGCAGCACAGACCUUGCUGUUUGGUGACACCAGGGUCCCCUCGACGACCCCCGCACCCUGGCGCUCGCAGCGUGGCAGCCGCCAGUCUGGUGGGAUGGACGUGACCCAUCCCAUGCACAUGGCGUCGACGUGGAGUAAGGCGCGAUGGAGACCCAGAGUGGGGCGACCUACCUUGAUCCAAACCCAGGAAGUGACUGACUUUGACCCUCUGUUUCCUUUCAACCUGCCGCCGAUUAGCAAGAAGUUUCGUGAGACGAGGUAG